Molecule: messenger RNA, 288 nt
Organism: Sordaria macrospora k-hell
Lineage: Eukaryota; Fungi; Ascomycota; Sordariomycetes; Sordariales; Sordariaceae
Source: RefSeq, a predicted model, not a curated record
AUGACGGUCAAGGCAAAGGCUUUGGAAAAAGCGACCUAUAUCUCGAAUGACGAUAUUGUGCGACACCUUGAGGGAAUCAAGAAGCUGGAGGCUAAUACCGAUCUGAUAGGUUUAACAAGACAUCGUGAGAUCGUGGAGAUGCAACUGAAAGAGGAAAAGGAAAAGGAAAAGGAUGAAGAUACACGUAAUCAGAAGAAGAUCGAUGCUCUGAAGGCUAGUCUGGAAAACUUGGAGGCUGAAAGGGAAAAGCUCUUGACUUUGGCUGGCUAUCCGGCCACGGAGGCUUGA